Molecule: messenger RNA, 4082 nt
Organism: Uloborus diversus
Lineage: Eukaryota; Metazoa; Arthropoda; Arachnida; Araneae; Uloboridae
Product: dual oxidase maturation factor 2-like
Exons: 10
Coding region: 476-1723 (415 amino acids)
Biological process (GO): protein transport
Cellular component (GO): endoplasmic reticulum membrane
Source: RefSeq, a predicted model, not a curated record
UCCGCGCAUGCGUCGGGAGCGCGCGAGAAUCCCCGAAUAGCCACGCGCGAGCACGUGUUGCCCUUGCAACAGCGGGGCCCUUUACGACCAUUCGGCCAUCGAACAGCGCCCGCGCUGGGGAGACCACUCUAUCCGGAGUGACAACAAACCGUGACGUCACUGCCGGUCUGGUCCUUGACCCCAAUCCUCGGUUCCCUAACUUGUCGACAAAUUUCGUAGGAUCUGUGUGAAGGUCGCUGGAAGGAAGUAUGUCAGAAACGAGAGUUGUGUGUUUAUAGUAAGGUUCGGCAUUUAUCAUCCCCGCGUCACUUUCUCCAGAGGGUUUAGUUCGUCUUCGAUCGUCUGGGGGUGUGCUGACCAUCUUCUCUUGUUCUCUCGCCCCGCAUCUUCAGCUCUCGUCUCUCAUCUGCAAGCAGCAGACGACUUCGACUCUUACAUACUUUGUAUUGCCAGUGUUUCCGGAGUCGUCAACGAGAUGCUGAGAGGCUGGUUCGACGCGUUCCGAAGCGACGGCGGCCCCACCCUCUACACUUUCGCCAACCGGACCCCCGUCACCGAGGACGUCCGGAAUGUGCUCAUCUACGUCUCAUUCUCCACCCUCUUCGUGGCGUUCCUCAUCGUCUUCCCGGGAAUACGAAAAGAGAAAUUCUCAACGUUCAUCAGUGUCACUAUCAGCCUCUUCGUAGGAGCAGUUAUUCUAAUUUCCAAUUAUGGUACGGAGUGGCACGUAGCUCAGGCAACCAUUUCUAGUCCAUACCGCGCUUUUUCCAAAGAAAAAAUAUCUGCCAAUGUGGGUGUCAAAAUAGGACUCAACAGUGUCAAUAUCACGCUUCAAGCGCUGGCCAUACAUAAAAGAAGUGAAGAUAUUAAUUAUAAUGAAAGGUUCCGAUGGGUUGGAGCUACCGAGAUGAAGCAAGAAUACCGGCAUGCCCUCGUCAAAGGUCUGCCCUUCCCUUUGCUCACGAUAGCAGAGUAUUUCACUCAGGAGUUGGAGGGAUUCUGUUGGGGAAGGAGGUACAGACUAGCAGGAUACUAUUCCCACAUACUACUCUGGGCGGCCUUUUCCCUAUGGCUCCUGAUGAACAUCCUGCUGUGCACAGUGCCAAGGUACGGAGCGUACACCAUGCAGUUGACGGGAACGGUGAUGCUGCUCACGAACGGCAUCUACACUUACCUGUUGCCUCGGAAGCCUUUAGUCAUUCCUUUCGAGGGGGGAGCGCUCACCUUCAAGUUCGGCUGGUGCUUUUGGAUCGUACUCGCCGCAGGAAUCAUCUCCGUUGUUGUCGGAGGAGCAGUUGCCAUAGUAGAUCUCUUGUUCCCAAACAAGUUUUCAACCAUUCUAGAAGUCAACUAUGACAUGCCGUACAGGUACCUGGUGUCCCACCAGGACUCAUCCGUGCAGAAACGUCAGUGUUCGCAGGCCAACAGUUCAGCGUCUGCGGGCACGUCCUCCACGAACACCUCCACGCGGAAGGAGGCGUACGAAAAUGGCGCCUACGAAACGGACUCGCACGAUGAGGACUACAGCACCAUCGUGAACGGCAAGAGGGCCGUCAGCCUCAGGAACUUUGGCAAGUUCGCGCAGAAGGAAGGGCUCAAGAAGAAUCCGCUCGCCUCAUUCGUCCUACAGAACAAGAGGAUCCACAGCUUUACCACAGACGCCUACCAGCCUUCAACGUCUAAACAUGUGAACAUCGACAUAUCCGCUGCAGCACUAUGGUGACAAGACAUUUGUUCUAUUUUUUUGAACGUUCAUCGUAACUUAAGAAACGAAAAAAAAAUACCAAAUCAACAUUCCGUUCUUCGUAUUUUGUCCAUGUUUGAAACGAAGUGAAGUGUCAUCCUCAAGUUCCUCAAAUGCUAAGACGUGCUGUCUUGUGAUCCAGUCCUCCUGCUCCACAGUAUAAAAGUUACUGAACGUAACAAAAAUCUUUGACGUACUUCUAAGUCACAAAGUAGAAAGAAGAAUCAAAAUGGUGUGUUUCGAAACAUGAGCUUCUUUCUUUUACUGAUGGCAACACCAUACUGAAUAUUGUUCGUUUGAUGGUUUGUUAUUCUCAAACAUAUCUAAAGUCUUGAAGAAGGAUCAGUGGGCGCUUCAGCAACACAAUUACCAAACGUGAUUUAUUUUGUGAUGUAUCCAGACUUUUCGAUUCUUCGAUGUGGAUCUGAACUCAAAACUCACUUGAAGGAAGAUUGUAGACUCUAUUUACACUCAAAUGGAAUGUAUGCAAUAUCUAAGUACUUUACUGAAACCACCUAUGUAGUUUUUAUUUUCAAAAUUCGUACCUGGAUGAACUUGGACAUGUAAACUGCUCGUUGUUACAAUGAAAAGUUUCGAGUGUGUCCAUACUGUAGAACGUGAGAAACAAUGUACACAUAGCACAUGAGUGAGUUAUAAUUGUAUGAAAAUACAUAACAUUUUCUUUCAGCCGGUUUUAAGCGUGUUAAUGUUUUAAAAAAAAUCGACUCCAUGGUGCCCAAAAUUUUGGAUUUUGUUCAAUGCUAAAAUGGCUCAGUGUAUUGGCUCAGUAUGAAAGUAUGAUUUCUUGUUUUUGUGCAACAAUAUGUGUAAACUAAAACAAGUGUUCCAAAGUGUGUAACAGUUCGGAAUAUAAUUCAAAAUAAUAGUCCUUCGAAGUCUCAAAGCUUUUAAAUAAAGCUUUUGUGAAAAUUAUAAGCUGGUACGCUGUCGUAAAUAUUUAUGUGAAAAACUAAAUGUUUCCUAUUCUUGUAAAUUAAUACGAAAAAUUUCAAUGUUCAUAUAUCUAUUUAUUUAUUUAUUUAUCAUAAAAUCUGUUUGGAUACGAAAUGUUGUUUUAACAUUUUACUUUUAUUCGCAACUCCAAUAAACUAUAGGGGGCGCUGCAGUCACUGUCUAAUGGCAGAUGAAAAAGGUAAAACAAACAAAUGCCGUAACUUAUAACUUGCUUUGACGCUUAGUGAAUGACAGUAAUUUUUCAUCGUGUUUGUGAGAAGCUUUCUUUUCUAUUCUUCUGAAAUUACAUAACACCACAAAUUGUCUGAAGCGUGUAAUUACUACAAAUUGUCUGAACCCUGUCUGUUGUAAAACAGACACAAAUUGUCUGUCAAACAGACCACAAAUUGUCUGUACACCACAAAUUGUCUGAAGCCCCAAAGAUAACGCGUGGAAUGGAAUGUUAUACCUUUUCCUUUAGUAUUGUUAAUCACCGCAAAGUAGCGUAUUCAAACUCUGGAGUUGCGAAUUAAAUAAUUAAGAUAAUUCCACGAUUUUAAUUAAUGAUUUUGGGCAACUCACUUUCGUAAAGCAGUAAAUGUUUUGAAAUAUGCAACAAAAAAUUUGCGAGAAUUGUUUGAGCGUUUUUGAAUCUCUCUACUUAUUUUUAAAUGUUUUUUAAUUUCUCGUUCUACGCUAGAAAAAAAACUCAAAAAUUCAUUAUAAUAAUGAAAAUAUUCUUUUCACUUGCAAAUGGCAACAUUAUUGCCAGUUUGGAGACUUAAAUAACGCAAAUUCGUGCCAGUACUGCAUUCUUUCGAAUUAACAAGACAUCUACACCUCUGGAGUUUAAAAAAAUAUAUGUACAGCAUGUAAAAGAAAUAAUACGAAUUUUUAGGUUGUAUUUGUACUGCGAUCUAGAAAUGUAAAUAUUAAACAGUAAAACAAGUUCCAUUAUUCGGAUGUUUACAGUUGUGUAUUAAGCACGCAUUUUUGUGUCCUGAAUGGUUGCCAUUUUCCUUGUUAUUGCGUGAUAUUCAUGCGUGCUUAAAGCCAUAUUUUCGGAAGUAUUUUUGCCUUAUUACUUUGGCCAUAUUGGAAUGUUAGCGUGCAUGUAGAAGUGCCACAAACUCAUCUCACGAAACCGGACUGAAUAUUUGCAGUUUCAUUCUUGAUAUUUUGUGGCCAUUUAUUUGUUGAAUGUAUAAAAAUGUAUUUUUUUUUUUAAUGCUCGUUGUUUGCAAAACAAUGAAUUAAUUGUUGUAAACGUUCUUAAAAUAAUUUAAGUGAUAUAUGUUUGUAUAUAUUUAUUUAACCGUCCAUUCUAAAGUAAAGUUGUAAUACCAGAGUGCAAUGUUUCGUAAAGUGUACUCUUCGAAGUGUU